UCCCCUCGCCGAGCUGCUCACGGGUUCAUUCAACUGUUAAGCACCUCCCCGUCUCUCUAAAGGACAUUAUAAUGCAAGAAGCCCCCUUUUUAACCACAAACCGAAUUUUCUUUCAUUUAGGUGAUCUAUAUAUAUCUAUAUCGUAUAGCUUAUAGCUUAUAUCUAUUUUAAAUAACUUAAAGCCGCUAAAAUUUGGGGGGGAACAGCUUUCGCCCUGGAGCGGUGCGCGAUGCUGUCUCACGCCGACCUCCUGGACGCCAGGCUAGGUAUGAAAGAUGCCGCCGAGCUGCUGGGCCACCGGGAGGCGGUGAAGUGUAGGCUGGGCGUGGGGGGCUCCGACCCCGGGGGCCAUCCGGGGGACCUGGCGCCCAACUCGGACCCAGUCGAGGGAGCCACUCUGCUGCCCGGGGAGGACAUCACCACCGUGGGGUCCACCCCGGCUUCGCUGGCGGUGAGCGCCAAAGACCCGGACAAGCAGCCCGGGCCCCAGGGCGGCCCGAACCCCAGCCAAGCCGGCCAGCAACAGGGCCAGCAGAAGCAGAAGCGCCACCGGACGCGCUUCACCCCCGCACAGCUCAACGAGUUGGAGAGGAGCUUCGCCAAGACCCACUACCCCGACAUCUUCAUGCGCGAGGAGCUGGCGCUGCGCAUCGGGCUGACCGAGUCCCGAGUGCAGGUCUGGUUCCAGAACCGGCGCGCCAAGUGGAAGAAGCGCAAGAAGACCACCAACGUAUUCCGCGCGCCCGGCACGCUGCUGCCCACGCCAGGCCUGCCUCAGUUCCCCUCCGCCGCGGCCGCCGCAGCCGCAGCGAUGGGCGACAGCCUGUGCUCCUUCCACGCCAACGACACCCGCUGGGCGGCGGCCGCAAUGCCGGGCGUGUCGCAGCUGCCGCUGCCACCGGCGCUGGGCAGGCAGCAGGCCAUGGCGCAGUCGCUGUCGCAGUGCAGCCUGGCGGCCGGGCCGCCGCCCAACUCCAUGGGGCUGUCCAACAGCCUGGCAGGCUCCAACGGCGCCGGUCUGCAGUCGCACCUCUACCAGCCCGCCUUCCCCGGCAUGGUGCCCGCCUCCCUACCCGGCCCCAGCAAUGUGUCGGGGUCGCCCCAGCUCUGCAGCUCCCCGGACAGCAGCGACGUGUGGCGGGGCACGAGCAUUGCCUCCCUCCGCCGCAAGGCGCUAGAGCACACAGUCUCCAUGAGCUUCACCUAAUGCAGCGCGACCCCCAAGCCCGCGCACCCCACGCUCCCCACCCCGGGCCGUCCUCCGCCCCCGGCCCUC
This is a messenger RNA of Heterocephalus glaber (naked mole-rat), 1276 nucleotides long. It is a transcript of the gene Otp, whose product is annotated as orthopedia homeobox. The record is from RefSeq and is a predicted model, not a curated record. Lineage: Eukaryota; Metazoa; Chordata; Mammalia; Rodentia; Bathyergidae. Gene Ontology annotation, molecular function: DNA-binding transcription factor activity, RNA polymerase II-specific; DNA binding. Gene Ontology annotation, biological process: neuron differentiation; regulation of DNA-templated transcription.